Penicillium lagena is the source of this 885-nucleotide messenger RNA. Its product is annotated as snoRNA-binding rRNA-processing protein IMP4. Lineage: Eukaryota; Fungi; Ascomycota; Eurotiomycetes; Eurotiales; Aspergillaceae. Gene Ontology annotation, biological process: rRNA processing. Bases 1 to 885 code for a protein of 294 amino acids. Gene Ontology annotation, cellular component: nucleolus; Mpp10 complex; small-subunit processome. The transcript is spliced from 2 exons. Gene Ontology annotation, molecular function: snoRNA binding; rRNA primary transcript binding. The record is from RefSeq and is a predicted model, not a curated record.
AUGCUGCGCCGCCAAACCCGUGAACGCCGUGACUAUCUCUACCGGAAAGCCCUGCUCCUCCGCGAUGCCUCUGUUGCGGAAAAACGAGCCCAGCUCAAGGCCGCUCUAGCCUCGGGCAAGCCCUUGGAUCCCUCGAUCGCAGAUGACAAAACUCUUCGUGAGGACUUCAAGUACGAUGAAUCCAAAGACAGCAAGGACUCGGAGAUGGUAGACGUCGACGACGAAUACGCUCUGACAUCCGGCCUCAUCGACCCUCGCCCGCUGGUCACCACCUCCCGUUCUCCCUCUGCCCGUCUCGGCGCAUUCGCCAAAGAAAUCCGUCUUCUCCUCCCAACCUCCAUCCGUCUCAACCGCGGAAACCUCGUUCUUCCAGAUCUGGUCUCCAGCGCCAACUCCGCCGCGCUGACCGACAUGCUCCUGCUGCAUGAGCACCGUGGUACCCCGACCGCUCUCACCAUCUCCCACAUGCCCCAUGGUCCUACUGCCAGCUUUUCAUUGCAUAACGUGGUUCUGCGCGCGGAUAUCCCCAAUGCCGCGCGCGGGACUGUCUCGGAGAGCUAUCCGCAUUUGAUUUUUGAAGGAUUCAAGACCAAACUCGGUGCUCGUGUGGUCCAGAUCUUGAAACAUCUGUUUCCUCCGCGGGAACCGGGCAAGCUUGGCAAUCGAGUGGUGAGCUUCGUGAACAAGGAAGAUAGCAUCGAGGUGCGGCAUCACGUCUUUGUCAAGACGGGGUACCGGAAUGUCGAGCUGGCGGAAGUCGGACCGCGCAUGACCAUGCGUCUCUUUGAAAUCCGGGGUGGCUCGCUGGAGAAGGGAUCAAGUGGUGAUGUGGAGUGGGCGCUCACCCAGUACACGAGGACCAGUCGCAAGAAGGAAUAUCUUUGA